Blumeria graminis f. sp. triticale is the source of this 1650-nucleotide messenger RNA. Lineage: Eukaryota; Fungi; Ascomycota; Leotiomycetes; Helotiales; Erysiphaceae. The record is from the annotation of a GenBank genome assembly.
AUGCAGACAUUUGGAUUAGGAACCUCCAGCCUCUAUGCCAUAUUCCUCAGCGGUCUUGUCUGUCUCACGUUUCUAGCUGGACUGAUUAAAGUCUGGUUUAAAAAGCGAGACUUAAGAAAAAAGGUCGAGCUUGCCAAAAUCGAAGCAUCGAACAAACAAACAGAUUUAGAAAAGCUAGUCGGCGAAAGAGAACUUGAUGAAGGAGACCUCUUUGGAGUGAGAGCAAUACAAGCCGGUUUUUACGGAGGGGUUUCUCAAUCAACUCCUAAUUCUCCAGCGACAAGUCGGUCAUCUAGCGUCUGCUCUCUAGGACUCGCUCCGCCGCGGGAAGAUACUAUCAAACUUUCUCCCAGCUUCCUACAACCCCCUGAAAUACGAACAAAAUCUCAUCUGAGGAAAGGUUCAAGGCCUAGCCCGAUCCAAUCCACCACAUCUCAGAACGAAAAUCCUUACUUGACGGGGCUCGGUAGCCCACUGGGCAGUCAUUCAUGCUCAGGGAAAUUUGGCCAGUCUACUGAAUCAAAUGGAGAGCAAAAUUCGCUCCCGCCAACCUUACGAAUAAAUCACUCAGGCCGGGGUGCGCUAGUCGUCCCCGCUCCACCGGAACCCGCAUUAAAAUCAGCAUCUGCAACAAUUCAGAGCUUCGCCGAAGCAAGGCCAACAGCUCAUAACUCUAUAGAAUCUCUGGAAGAGUUCCCCAGGAGAAGCCAAUCAUUUUCUGUAUUCCUUCCGUCCCCCAAAGUACGCCCAACGCCUGCUCGAAAUUUUUCGUCGAAUGAUAACAAUCGGUCCGGUGCGAAGAUGGAAAAAGGUAUUACACCACAUCUCUCUCUUACGCUUAACAGCCUUCCGCCAACUGCUGUAAUUCGCGACUCUAUUGUAUCGAAGAGACAGGUAUCUAUUCUCCAACCGUCAAUUCAAGCACCCCAACAAUCUACUAUUGAAGAUCAGAACGACAGCGACACAACAUCUGUAUAUUCCGCACGUUCUCUAAAUUUCGAAACAUCAAAAAAUAAUGAGCAAAAUACAACUUCAUCUGACGUUGUUUCUCCUUCAGAUUAUUUCAUGCCUGUUAAAGGCACACGUACACUUCUAAGUCCCAAAAAAACCCACAUGAUGAGAUAUCCUGAAACUAGAAGCGACAUGUCACAUUUACAACAAUCUGAAGAACCUAACAGUUCGUGUGACUCUGACCUAAGUUACUCAUAUCUCUCUGCUCGUUCCAGUAAUUCUAGCUCAAGCUCUCUCUCGACUAUGGAAAGACUGCCCGCUAAAGGAAAUAGUAAUACGUUAGAUAUUUCCCUUCUAAAUUUUGAUCACUUUUCAGAAAGCAGCACAAACAAUGAAAGACGAAACUCAAGGCCUACAUCACAAGGAUCUAUAAGUGAUUUUUACGAUACCUACUUUCGUCAGUCCAUACUACGGCAGAGUACUUUCGACAGUUCAAAAUCAUCUGAUCUGAAAUGGAGGAAUGAAUGUCCUAUCAAUUUCGGAAAGGCUAUAAUAGUUGAACCCAUGAAUACUGGGAAGAGAGUUCUCGCACCUAAAGGUCUAGCGAAGGAAAUAAUUGUGGAUCUAAAACCACAGACAUUUAAAUCGGAUGGUUAUAAUGGUGAAAGAUAUCCAAAAUUGAUAUCUCCUUUAGGAUAG